CAACUUUUCCUUAUUUUGCUCUCUCUCCCCUUAAGCUCUCCCCAGCUAGGGUUUGAUGGGUCAUGCCUUGUUUGGCUUCAACUCAAACCCCAAAACUCUUCCAGUUUUCCAUUAAUUCCAGUUUACGUUUCGGCUUCAUCCAAACACAAUCUUAUCUCCGGUAACCACCACACUCCGAACAAUGGUGAGAGGAAAAACUCAGAUGCGGCGGAUCGAAAACGCCACGAAUCGCCAAGUCACGUUUUCGAAGCGCCGCAAUGGGUUGCUUAAGAAGGCCUUUGAGCUCUCAGUGCUCUGUGAAGCUGAAGUGGCCCUCAUCAUUUUCUCUUCUACUGGGAAGCUUUGUGAAUUUGCUAGCUCAAGCAUGCAGGCCACAGUGGAGCGAUUUCAAAGGCACACAAGGGUAACCCAUCAUCUUGAACGUUCUUUACCUCAUCACCAUGAUCAAGCUGAUCAGGCUGCAAAUUUGUUGAAGGAGAUAGAGUCACUUGAAGAUUCAAAGAGGAAAUUGUUGGGACAAGGUUUGGGAUCAAGCUCUUAUGAAGAACUUCAACAAAUAGAACAGCAGCUACAAAGCAGCUUAGCCCAUGUUCGCGCUACAAAGCAUGAGGCUUACAAGGAACAGAUUGAUCAACUGAAAGAAAAGGAGAAAUAUUUGGCAGCUGAAAAUGAAAAGCUAGCUAAAAAGGGUUAUAAGACAGAUGAAGUGAAAUGCAUUUUCUGAUUCAGUAUUUGGUUCAACUCGAGCCUCGUCAAUCACUGACUCAAGUACGAGAAGUUUCACCGUAUCUCGAAACCAGCUCGACUUUCGACGUUGAAACGGAUUUGUUCAUCGGGCCACCAAAGCCGAGAUCGA
Messenger RNA from Cucurbita maxima (winter squash), 856 nucleotides. Its product is annotated as MADS-box protein SOC1-like. Gene Ontology annotation, cellular component: nucleus. Gene Ontology annotation, biological process: positive regulation of transcription by RNA polymerase II. The coding region runs from base 182 to 724 and encodes 180 amino acids. The transcript is spliced from 8 exons. Gene Ontology annotation, molecular function: RNA polymerase II cis-regulatory region sequence-specific DNA binding; DNA-binding transcription factor activity, RNA polymerase II-specific; protein dimerization activity. The record is from RefSeq and is a predicted model, not a curated record. Lineage: Eukaryota; Viridiplantae; Streptophyta; Magnoliopsida; Cucurbitales; Cucurbitaceae.